Galleria mellonella (greater wax moth) is the source of this 3395-nucleotide messenger RNA. RefSeq names its product guanine nucleotide-binding protein subunit gamma-e (gene Ggamma30A). The record is from RefSeq and is a predicted model, not a curated record. Bases 264 to 482 code for a protein of 72 amino acids. The transcript has 4 exons. Gene Ontology annotation, molecular function: G-protein beta-subunit binding. Gene Ontology annotation, biological process: sensory perception of taste; phospholipase C-activating G protein-coupled receptor signaling pathway. Lineage: Eukaryota; Metazoa; Arthropoda; Insecta; Lepidoptera; Pyralidae. Gene Ontology annotation, cellular component: heterotrimeric G-protein complex.
CCACGGUCUCGCCUGUAGAUACAAACGAGGUGGAUGAUAUUUGAGGAUAUUAUUAUUGUCAUUCUUUUGUCUUGUUUUAUUUUUAAAUUUAAUUUAAUUUAAUGUGCUUUGUGAUAAAUUAUAAGUGUUUGAAAUUAGUGCUUGACGAUAUCCGUGGUGCAGUGGAAUUCGCUAGCUGUUUUCAUAACUGAAGCGAGCCUGAAAGCUGAGGAGCACGUGAAAAGCAGCAGAAAUUAAAAAGCGAGCAAUUAACAUUCUGCGCGAUGGACCCCAGUAUUCUCGCAGCCAUGGACAAAGAGGCACUGAAAAAGCAGAUCGAAAAUAUGAAGUACCAAGCGUCCAUGGAACGCUGGCCGCUAUCUAAAAGCAUUGCAGCGAUGCGGGAGUAUGUAGAGGAAAAUGAGAAAAAUGAUCCACUCAUACAUGCUCCAGACAAGAAAAAUAAUCCUUGGGCUGAAAAAGGAAAAUGCAUCAUCAUGUAAUCAUAAAAAAAAAAAAAAUAAGUAAACUUAAAAUAUCACCAAAUUCUAAAAUACAUGAUUCCAUUAAAGGGAUGGGUGAAAGUCUGGUUGAUUAUAUUCAAAGAGUAAAAAUUCGUAAUGCUCAAGAUAUAUCGAUAAUGAGUGCAUAGAGGAUCCAUGAUUUGGACAAAUUAUUUAAUGAUAUGAUACUGCCAGACAAUAUAAACAACAAACUAUUACUCCAUCAAGAAGACAAACCUGUAGCAAUGCCAAACUUAUGUUCUUAAAUGUUUGGUUUUAAUUUUGUUACGUAGUAUUUGUUUCCAAACAAAUAAAUCUAGUCCUUAUAAUUCUAUAACAAUGUAAAGAGAUGUACAUUUUGACUGUGCGCGACGCAAGGAUGUACUUAUGAAUGUUUUGUUAAAAAAGGUUAAAAAUGGUUGUAAAUACGUUAAAUUUUGUAUUUCUAGUAAUAGAAACGUUCGGUCAUGAAUCUAUCGGUAGAAGUAACUGGGAAAGUAAUUAGCGAACGCGAUAAAAAUGUAAUAAAACAGUGUAAAUUAAUCUAAUUGCAACAACGUAUGUUAACAACCUGUAUGAGUUAUUUUGCUUAAGAGAUAUGAUAAUAUAUUUUGCACGUUGAAAGUGAUGCCUUGAAAAUUACCGUAUAAAAUUUAAGAUCUAAGUAUACUUUGUGCGAGGAAGAACCCAUACAAUUCCAUACAAAGUAAAGCAACUUCCUCUUCCAUCUUUUUGUAUGGAGUUGAAGUGGAUUCUUGGCUGAACCAAUCGACUUAUGCUGAAUCAAAUAAAGCCAAGUUGGUUGGUUUGAUGUGAAAUUUUAGGCAGUAUUAAUUAGUUUUUAUUUUACAUAUAAAAUGUUUGCAAGAGAUGAACUUCGCUGUCGAAACCUAGUCUAGACGAUAAAAUGGUAACGUUAAUAUUAAAUGUGAAGAUUCUUUGAGCUCAAGAAUGUUCGUAUUUAAAUAAUGAUAAUUUAAACUAUAGGGUAAAUUGCUAAUCACAACUUAACAUGUAUUUGCUGGAUCAUGGAAUUUGAAUGUUUGUGAAUAAAUUUGGCAAUAAAGGGAACUGAGAUGUGGAAUAUUAGUGGACGGUGUUAAACAUAGUAACAGAAAAGUAUAAACGUAAGGUAACAUAAAAGAUUAAAUGCAACAUAAUCUUGUUCGAAACAAACUUAAUUGUUAAGCUGAAUUAGGAUACUUUUUUAUGAACUCAGGUACAUUCCGCAGUGCCAUUAUCUAGUAAUGCUUCUAUAAAAUAACUCUUAGCGUUCUCUACCUUCUAAUAAUCAUAAUUUUAUCACUAUCCGCUGUAACCCGAAUACUUUCUAGAUUUGUUUCCAAUAGCACAUUCCACAUUUGCAAUGUACUCUUGUUUUUUUUUUCACAAUCUUGGGAUAAAACAUACAUAAUAUAAUAAUUAGAAACUACUAUCAACUACGACUUUAAAUUUAGCACUUGAUUAGCUUAGUAUAAUUCGAAAAUAAAUUGAAAAAAAAAUACCUAAUACUUUCAAAGUUUACUUAUUAACGCAAACUAUCGUAGUUUCCAAAUAAACUUCUUCUAAAUUAUAUCUAAGAUGUCUAGGCUUGAAAUACAAAAACUUUUCUCGUAGUGAAACCAACACAUUUAGAAAUUGUUCGAUGUUCCAAUCAAAUGAUUGUACUCGGGGAAAAUUUUUGUAUGCUCAACCAAGUAGAGCUAUUAAUCUAACAUUCCAUUUAAAAGGAUUGCCUUUAAUCCUGUUUCGAUUAAAAUAGAAAUGUUAAAACUUAUGCACUGUAGAUAAUUAUAGAUUAAAUUAAAAUCUAACUUUAAACUUAAAAUUUCUAAAUCUUAAAAAAAAAAAUAUACCUUCCCCUUUACCAUAUCUAGACAUGAAGUAUGGAAAAUCAUUCUGGCUGUGAAUACUUCCAGUUUAUUUAGAUGCUUCACUCAUUGUCGUUAGUCGGAAGUAAUAUAACAUCACUUACGUAUAAUUAACCAAUGCUAAACACGACAAUAAUUUCUUCUUUAUCGCGCAGGAUCAAAACAAACAUAUUCUCAGCUCUUGGAGACCACAAAACCCUUUCGAAAACAAAGGAACUCUCGUCAAUUUAUUAUACGUACUUUUAUAAUAUUACAUCCUUAGCUACAUUGAAAACUUCAUCUCAUCUAUCUAUAUCUAUUGUAGUAUUAUCGUUUAUCUCAUAUCUUCCUCCACUUCUAAUUUUUUCAUUACGUCUACCCUCUUUAGAAAGUAAAUAGUUAUAUUAAUAGAAUAUAGUUAAUAAUUAGUAGAAUUAUUUAAUAAGAGACAAGAAUCAAAGUUGAUUGUUAAUCUAUAUGAUAAAAUUGCAAUUCAGAGAAUUAACCUUAGAUAUAUAUAAAAUGGAAGGUAAUGGUUUAUUUAAAAUGACUUAGUAAAUAAUAUAAGAUCUCGCAUUUGGGAGUUUCUAGAAUGGCGAAGUUUUUCUCUUAAGCAGAAAAGUUUUAAUCUAAGUUUCGGGCAAUUUUCAAGGCACUCCUUUGUUACCCUUUAAUUUAUUAAGUUUUUCAUUAUAUUCUUUUUUUUUUUAAUAAUUUAUACCAAUUUUAUGCUAAUUUGUAUGGAACCAAAGAUUUCCUUGUCAUACGAGUAUUGUCCUAACUGCAAAGAAUUUAUUUCGUGGAUACAAAAGUUGAAUGAAACAUAGUUUUUAACGUAAUUAAUAUCUAGCGUUUAGAUUAAAAAUCACUGUGUCCCAUUCAACUUUUAUGUUUUAUAUUAAGCUAAGGAUAAACUUGUCAUUUUUAAUGGAUUAAUCCAAAAUUUAAUAACUAGGUAAGGGUGAUAUUGGAAAUGAUUUUUUUAGAAUCAAUAGGUUAAGGUAUCGUAUGUUAUUAUUAAUUAUGUAAUGCAGUAAUCAAUGAAAUAAAUGAAAAUCUGUAA